Molecule: messenger RNA, 4119 nt
Organism: Chinchilla lanigera (long-tailed chinchilla)
Lineage: Eukaryota; Metazoa; Chordata; Mammalia; Rodentia; Chinchillidae
Gene: Prom1
Product: prominin 1
Exons: 27
Coding region: 431-3013 (860 amino acids)
Cellular component (GO): microvillus; cilium; apical plasma membrane
Molecular function (GO): cholesterol binding
Source: RefSeq, a predicted model, not a curated record
UGGGGGGCAGGGCCACUUCCUGUGGGGCUCAUAAAGAGUGGGCUCAGAAGUUAGGCAGUCAUCCCCUCCCCUGAAGGACACCGUGGGUGACAAACAUGUACUACAGAGAACCUUUGAAACAGGAAAGAUGUUGAGAAGUUCCAUCUAAAGAAAAGAAGAAAAUGAAGCAACUCAGUCACCCUAAUUUUAAACCAGUGUUUGCUGAAAUGCGGUUCUCAGGGUUCCAGGCUCAGAAUCACAUGAGGAACGGUGCCUGGAGUGAAUGAGCCCCGUGGAGAACACUCUUCUGCAUCUUUUGAAGAAAGCCAGCCCUGCCCAGAGGCACAGAACACCGCACAGCCUGGCCCAGGGGGUGUCUUCUGCACAGGAAGGUACCUGUGUUCCCUGAGGCUUCCGGAAGCUACCUCAUGCUUGGGAGAUCGCACUAGCCAUGGCCCUUACGCUCAGCGUCCUGCUGCUGCUGCUGCUGCUGGCGCUGGGCAGGAGCACCGACUCAGGAGAGCAACCUGCACCCACAGACAGCCCCAUGCAUCUGCAUUAUGAACUGCCUCCAGUGACAUAUGAGACCCCAGCCUCCUACUCAGCCGGGCCCAUCUCCAUUCUCUUCCAAAUGGUGCACCUCUUUGUCCACGUGGUCCAGCCCAACAGCUUCCCUGAAGAUAUUGUCAGAAAAAUCAUAAAGAAGGAGUUUGAACUCUCAGCUGAUUACGACAAGGUUAUCUACUAUGAAAUGGGCGUUAUCAUCUGUGCUGUCCUGGGACUGCUGUUCAUUAUUCUGAUGCCAGUGGUGGGGUACUUCUUCUGUCUGUGCCGUUGCUGUAACAAGUGUGGUGGAAAAAUGCACCAACGACAGAAGGAAAGUGGCCCCUUCCGGAGGAAAUACUUUGCAGUCUCCCUCUUGGUGAUUAGUAUAAUUAUAAGCAUCGGCAUCUUGUUUGCCUUUUUUGCCAACCUUCAUAUGAGGACCAGGAUCCAAAGGACGCAGAAACUGGCAGACAGCAAUUUGAAUGACUUUCGAACGCUCCUGGACCAAAUUCCAAAGCAAGUUGACUAUAUAGUGGAUCAGUUCAAUGUCACCAAGGAAAGAGGGUUCUCCGAUCUGGACAAUAUUAAUAAAGUGCUCGGAGAAAAUAUUCGAGACGUACUAGGAUCUAAAGUGAUCCCUGUUCUUGAUGAGGUCAAGGCCAUGGUCACAGCCAUCAAAGAGACCAAGGCGGCCCUGGAGGACAUGGAGAGCAGCGUGCAGAGCCUAAAGCAGGCAAGCGAACAUCUGAACAACAACCUGACCACUGUGAAAAGAAACAUGGAGGUGACGCUCAGUAGCAGCGAGUGCAGUUCAGAGCCAAUGCAGCAGAUCUGCGACAACAUCAGGGCGAGUCUAGGCCAGCUGGAGGGCACCCCCGGCCUGGACGAGCUCCCAUCUGUGGAAUCAGAACUUAAAAACAUUGAUGAUAUUCUUGCGACCAAUUUGGAUGACCUAGUCGAUCAGGGCUAUGCAUUCUUUGACAAUAUACCAGAGGAUGUGAAAGCACAAACUGAGGGGAUCAUACGAGAUGCCAAACGUCUCCUGAAUGGUGUUAGUUCAGAGAUCAAGAAGGUUGCUAAAAUGCUUCCUAUUCAGGGUAUGCUGUCCAAUGUCACUGGUUAUAUCAAUGACACUGAAACUUACAUUCACCAGAAUUUGCAGAAGGUGGAAACAUAUGACUCAUACUGGUGGCUGGGGACCUUGAUUACCUGCUUCCUCCCAACCCUCAUCGUGGUCUUUUUCUACCUGGGCUUGUUCUGUGGCGUUUGGGGCUUUGACGAGCAUGCCACCCCGACAAGCAGAGGCUGCGUGUCCAACACGGGAGGCAUCUUCCUCAUGGUUGGGGUUGGAUUCACUUUCCUCUUUUGCUGGCUAUUGAUGAUCCUCGUCGUGCUUACUUUUACCAUUGGUGUCAAUAUGCAAAAAUUGGUCUGUGAGCCUUAUGCAAAUAGGCAGUUAUUCCAGAUUUUGGACACCCCCUACUUACUAAAUAAGGAAUGGGAGUAUUAUAUCUCUGGCAUGGUGCUCAAAAACCCAAAUGUUAAACUCACUUUUGAACAAGUUUACAGUGAUUGCAAGAAUGAUAUAGGCAUUUACACCACACUUAAGCUAGACAAUUUCUUCAAUGUCAGUGAGCACCUCAACAUUGAGAAGUAUACUGGAAACAUAAGCAGUAAACUUGAAAAUAUGAAUUUAAAUUUUGAUAAAACUGUUCUGCUGGAUGAAGAAACAAGAAAAAAGCUUCAGACCUUUGCGAAUUCUGGAAUACAGGGUAUAGAUUUUGACGCCUUCUUGACUCAGACUGAUCAAGCCCCUGUAAAAGUGAAUCUCUUAUCAUUUGCAGAUGACCUAGAAGAAAAAGUCAACCCUUUGCCCUCAGGAAACGUGAAAGAUGACCUCCAAGGCCAAGCAGACACAAUUAGAAAGAUUCACUAUGAACAAGUCCUUCCCAUGGAGCAGUCACUGAGCAAUUUAAAGGAAACUGUCAUGACAGUUCAACGUACAAGCAGUGGAUUGCAGGACAAAGUGAACAAUGUCCUUGACUCUGUGGAUUCUGCUCAGAACUUUAUCGAAAACAAUACUGAGGAUAUUAUUGCUGAAGAAGUUAAGAAGUAUGCGAAAAUAUUACUAGGGCACUUUGAACGUUAUAUUCAGUGGGUCAAGGAAACUAUCACUGAGAAAAUGGGGUCCUGCAAGCCCGUGGCCACCGCCCUGGAUUCUGUCAUUAAUGUCGUUCUGUGUGGCUACAUUGUCCACCCUCUGAAUUUGUUUUGGUUUGGCAUAGGACAAGCGACUAUGUUAUUACUUCCGGCUGUAAUCUUUGCUGUGAAGCUGGCUAAGUACUAUCGUCGAAUGAACUCAGAGGAUGUCUAUGAUGACGGUGAAAUUCUACCCAUGAAAACUAUGGAAAAUGGUAAUAAUGGUUAUCAUAAAGAUCAUUUAUAUGGUGUUCACAACCCAGUUAUGACAAGUGCACCGCGAUGUUGAUAGGUGAUGUUGAAAUGGCUUGGGCCUCAAGACUCCCAAAGUGGAAAGGAUCACGGACUUCUGGUGGUGUCUGGGCCCAGAAGAACUUUCCAAAUCAGGAGGAACUUUGGUGGCAACACUGACUCGGGCGGCCCCCAGCGUGAGCGUCAUUGGUCUGUGGGUGGUACUUUGUUAGGAGUGACACGAUCACAUUCACAGUCCAUCUGUCCAUCACUAUUUAAGCAUACUUCUCCCCUCCUCUGUUUCUUUUCCUUUUGUACUUUUUUUUACGAUGAAUUUCUAUGCAGACACUACAAUAUAUGCAUGUUUGUUCCUAACAGACGUAUUUCUGUGUCUAACAGCUGUUCGGAUGAGAUAGCUGAGUUCCUAACUUACUUCCACAUGUGGAGUGUGCUAAACACGUACCAGUUUACAGAAAAGAUGUAUUUUUUGUAUAGUCAAUUGUAUAUAUCUUCUACCCAGGAAGAGCUUUUUAAACAAAUGAGUAUAUUAGUCUUCUAAAUGAGCUUACUAUCAGGUCAGUGUUGAUUUACUGGUGCUGUUGGAAAUAAUCCAUUUUCGCUAAAAGUGUGUGAAGUCUACAGCAUAUCUUCCCACUUGGAUUUUCACCUGCUUUGUCAAUGAUUUGUCAUGAUGUUUAGAAACAGAAUACAAAAGCAAUCACAGAGAAAUCUGCUUGACUUCUCCACUGGCACAUUUAAAAUGAGAGAGAGAGAAAGAGAGAGAGGGAUAGAAUAUCUCAAGAGAAAGAAAUGAUGCUCAUCAGAAAGUGGAGUUGUGUUAACAGAUGCCAAUUACAGCGUACGCUUUAAUGAAGUUUUUUCAUUCAGAAGGAUAGGCAUCAAUUGGAGGGUCAUCUGAUUACCGGACAGUGAAAUGCAAAUACACGUCAUGGUUCUUAGACUUUGUAUCCAACAUGAAUGAAGCCUUUGAGUUCAGUCACAUGAAAGCACAAGUUAGUAUGUAUUUAUUUUGGGAUGAGUCAGGUUGGAUUUGUUAUUUUCAAAAGUGAUCAGCAAUGAAAAGCUGGUCAAACCAAAGUGAGCUUCUUUUCAUGUUCGGAUCACAGUCCUGAUUCAUUUCAAUAAAAAGGACUUUGGAAAACA